This is a messenger RNA of Paramisgurnus dabryanus, 2792 nucleotides long. It is a transcript of the gene ngly1, whose product is annotated as N-glycanase 1. NCBI's taxonomy places the organism in Eukaryota, Metazoa, Chordata, Actinopteri, Cypriniformes, Cobitidae. Gene Ontology annotation, biological process: protein deglycosylation; glycoprotein catabolic process. Gene Ontology annotation, cellular component: cytoplasm; nucleus; cytosol. The record is from RefSeq and is a predicted model, not a curated record. Gene Ontology annotation, molecular function: peptide-N4-(N-acetyl-beta-glucosaminyl)asparagine amidase activity.
CGCCAAGACAUGUUCUUCUUAGUAUAUGUUUAACGUUACUUUUGUUAAUUUUCUUCAUAUUUUUAAAAUUAUAUUAUUAUGAUCGUUGGAAAUAUUCUUCCGUGCCAAAAAUAACAUCAGGCGCAUAUCGGACAGCUACGGAUUUCCAACUUUCGGUCUACUACAUGUUAUAUACACGGAUGUGUUGACUGUAAACGUACAAGUUAAAUUUUCAAAAAAUGUCUCGGUCUGAAGGAAUCACGGCUUUGUCCGAAAAUCCUACCGAUGUCUUUUUAGAUGUGUCUAAAUUGCUUAUUACCUAUGCGGAUAAUAUUCUCAGAAACCCAAGUGAGGAUAAAUACAGAUCAAUCCGUAUAGAAAACCCAACAUUCUCCGCCAAGCUGCUGCCUGUCAAGGGAGCAGUUGAAUGCCUUUUUGAGAUGGGAUUUGAGGAGGCUGAAACCCACCUGGUGUUUCCAAAGUCAGCAUCUGUGGAGAAGCUUAGACAGGUGAGAGAGACCAUUGCAGCUGAGAGAGACCAGAGGCUUGGAGACAGCAAAGCUACAUCUAACCCACAAAGUGUCAGCGUUCCCCCACCAGCAUCCUCUCCUGCACCUGCCCCUGCACCUACACCUGCACCAGCUUCUAUACCAUUCACUUCGAGCAGUGUGACAUUCCUUAAGACUCUGCAGUCAAACUUUCAACAUGUGAUGGUGUAUGAGAACCCUGCAUUGCAACAGAAAGCCCUGAGCUGCAUACCUCAUGUAUUGCUCCGAGCCAAAGCUAAAGAACGUCUGAAGCAAGCCAGCGAUGCAGAUUCAGCUUGUGGUUUGGAAGAAGAGGACAUGUUGGUUCUAGACCUGUUGCAGUGGUUUAAAGGAGACUUCUUUUCCUGGGUGGACAGUUUGCCAUGUAGUCGGUGUGGAGGUAAAACCCAGCCUUCUGGCUCCUUACCCCCUUCAAAUGAUGAUCUGCGCUGGAAUGCAGGUCGUGUAGAGAACCACUACUGUCAAACCUGCCAACUCUCCACUAGAUUUCCAAGGUACAAUAACCCAGAGAAGCUCUUAGAGACCAGGAGGGGGCGCUGUGGAGAAUGGGCAAAUUGUUUUACCCUGUGUUGCCGAGCUUUAGGUCUAGAAGCAAGGUAUAUCUGGGACAGCACAGAUCACGUCUGGACAGAGGUGUAUUCCCACUCGCAGCGCCGCUGGCUACACUGCGACCCCUGCGAAAAUGCAUGUGAUAAACCCCUCCUGUAUGAAGUCGGCUGGGGAAAAAAACUCUCUUACAUCUUCGCGUUCUCAAAGGACCAAAUUGUGGAUGUGACCUGGAGGUACUCCUGUAAACACCCAGAGGUGCUUUCCAGGCGCACACAGAUUUCAGAGACAAGGUUGCUGCAUGCUCUGAAUGAGCUUAAUGCUACGAGGCAGCGAUCUAUUGAACCAGAAAGGAAGAAACAGCUUAUGGAAAGGCUGGUAGUGGAGCUGGUAGAGUUCAUUUCUCCCAAAACCCCUAAAUCUGGAGACCUGGGCGGGCGCAGCUCUGGAUCUUUGGCUUGGAGGGCUGCACGAGGGGAGACUGGUGCAAGUAACACUAAAGAGGAUGCGGAUGGAUGUGUCUUUAUUCCUUUAGAAUCUGAGAAGCAAAAAAAGUUAUUUCACAUUAGUUACAAUGUGGCUAAAGACUGUUACUUUAGAUUGAGCAACGGCUCAGAAACCAUCCCAGGAUGGCACAGAGGAGCUUGGAGAAAAGAAAAUUUGUUUAGGAAAGAGGAGAACGACUGGCAAAUGGUGUAUUUGGCACGGACAGAGGGAUCCGCCUUUGGGAAGAUAAGCUGGAAGUUUGACUGUACUUCUGUAGGAAUGAAGAUAAAGUCUGCUUCUGUCCGAGCCUUCAGUCAAACCUUUCAUUCAGGCAACGUGUGCUGGAGUUUACGUUCUGGCCAGACCACCAUAGAGUUCCCUGGAGAUGGUGAAAUGCACUCCGCUACAAAUCUGUCUGGAGGAACGGAGCUGUUUGUGGAGGCAGAGCUCACGGGAGGGGAAGGAAACGAAUCGUGGCAACACUCUCAGCUCUUCAGACAGAGUUUGAAGGACACAGAGAAAGUAUUAUUUGAGCUUCUGGUUGAAAUCGAUGAGACUUGAUGAUUUAUGUUGUGAAAAACUAAGGAAAUGUGCUAUAACUGUUUGUUUUAUCACAACUGAGAGAAUUAUGUUAUGUUUAAAUGGACAUAAUAAAAUGAAUGGGUAAUACUUUAUAAUAAGGAUGUAUUUAUUAACAUUACACUGUAAAAAGUAAAAGUUGAACCUACUAAUACUGGAACUAUAAAUUACUUCAAUUGGUAACACCAAAUUUUUAAAAAAGAACUAAUUGAAGUAAAUUUUGAUUCAACUUCUUAUAGUGUAGUUUAUGCAUAAGCUAACAUGAACUUACAAUGAACAAUACUUCUAUAGCAUUUAUUAAUCAUUUUAACAUACAUAACUAACUAUCAUUAACAAAGAUUAAUAAAUUAUGAAAAACAAUAUUGUUUAUUGUUACUUAAGGUUAGCCAAUGCAUUUUCUAAAGUUACAAAAAUACAACCUUAAUGUAAAAUGUUACCCAUUCAUGUUUUAUGUGAAACAUUUAAAGCGAAUUUACUCUUCAUUUUUGGUUUAUUGGCCAAAAAUCUUUUACUGUAGUCUACACUAGUUCAUCUGCUCUGUAAAUGAGACGGUUUGAUCUUAAAAUGUGUAAUCUGAAACUGUUUGUGCAUCAUUAUUUUGGUGCAAGGUAAGGAUAUGUCCACAUAAGAAUACAUUACAUUUUUAUUACUUGA